GCUAUCGGACGGGGCCAUAUUGUUGAUGUGUCACCUCAGAGUGACUUAAGAGAUCACAAAUACAAAGUUGACACUCACUGUAUCAUACGGUAGCUAGUAAAUCGCAUUUUAAAUGGAUUUAACAUAACGGGCCAGUACUGAACUGAAGGAGAGCAUGGAGCCAUCAGACUGUCAAAGAGAAGAGAACCCUGCCUCCGACCCCACCCAAAGUUCAGAGGUCACCGAGGUUCCAAAAGGUUCCUCUGAUGUCAUCAGCAAAGGAGGUGAACCCGUUUUAAAAGAACACGAAGAGGAUGCUGAGCUGGACAGUCUUGAGCUGGACGCUGCUCUGUCUUCAGAUAGUGUCGACAAAGAACAUCAGAGACCUGACAUGCACUUGAACAUCCAGCAAACUGCAGGUGGAGAUGAUGCACAUGGAGAUGGGAACACUAGCUGUGACAGUGGAACAGCCUCUAUUGAUGAUUCCAGGACACCGCCAGCUCUCCACGACAGUGCUGCAGGGUCGUCGCAACGUUCUGGACCAGAGGAGCCAGCAGCAGAUACAGUAACGGAGGACGUGACCCAUAAUGAGGUCAGCGAAUCCUCUCCCUCUGUUCUGAAUGACACAAAUGAUUUUUCACCCACCUGUUUGGUUACAGUAGUAGCAGAUUCUUCAGUUCAGAGUCAUUCUUCCAAUGGGCCAACAGAAUCUCAAGACACAAAUCACAGAACUCAUUUGACUCCCACACAGGAUCCCCCAGCUCUGCAGGAGGAGAAACCUCCCGUUAUUGCCAAUGUGGUCUCCAAAAAUUCAUUACCUCAAAACUCGGAUAUAAACCCAUACGACACGGACUGCAGUCGGAAACUAAUGUCUGAGAUCCAGAGAUCUCUGUCGCAGGAGUCUUUGCUGGAUGAGUUGGAGGAUGAACUGUUAAGUCCACCCAACGGCCUGCCUAAGGACCAGAACUCCAAGGGUUUAUUCGAGAAGUGUGUGCAAUACAAAUACUCCCAACAGGAGAAAGCCAUCAAGAGGUUGCUGGAUGAAAAGAAGAAACAUCAGGAGCUGAUUCUGGGCAUCUGCUCUGAGAAAGACAACAUGAGGGAGGAGCUCAAGAAGAAGAUGGAGACAGAGAAACAACAAAUCGGCACAAUAAAAAAGUUUGAAAGCCGUGUGGAGGAACUCGCGAAGGAACUGAUAGAUGCCAAGGACAAACUGGUUCACCAGGAUCAGGCUGCUAAAAAUGCAAUCCAGCAGAUGCAGAGGGACAUGGCCUGUCGACUUGAACAGGUCAAUAAGAAAUGCGAGGAGGCACGGCAGGAGAAGGAGACGAUGGUGAUGAAGUAUGUUCGCGGAGAGAAGGAGGCGCUGGACCUGCGCAGGGAGAAGGAACAGCUGGAGAAGAAGCUUCGCGAGGCCACAGCCGAAGUAGACAAACAGGCCCGACGGGGAAACACACUGGCCCAGGAGAAAGGACGGUUACAGCAGCUUUAUGACGCCAAGGAGAACGAGGUGGCAAGAUUGUGUCGUGAACUUGAGAAAGUGAAGGAAGAAAUCAACUCUCAUGUCAUUAAAGUAAAGUGGGCCCAGAACAAACUGAAGAGCGAAACAGAUGCUCAUAAGGAAACAAAAGACAAGCUGAGGGAAACAACCGCCAAGCUGACUCAAGCGAAGGAGGAGACUGAACAGAUUCGCAAAAACUGCCAGGACAUGAUCCGAACAUACCAGGAAUCCGAGGAGAUUAAAUCAAAUGAGUUGGACACAAAAUUGCGGGAGACCAAAGGAGAGCUGCAGAAGCAAAAACAGGAGCAGACUGACCAGCUAGAGAUGCACAAAGUGAAGAUUAAAGAGUUGGAGGAUCUGAAGAGGACUUUUAAAGAAGGCAUGGACGAACUCACCACGCUGCGAACCAAGGUUAAGUGUCUGGAGGAGGAAAGGCCUCGCUGGGAAGACGAACUUUGUAAAUACAGAGAGAUCAUUAACAGACAGAAGACUGAGAUUCAGAACCAAAGAGAAAAACUUGCCGCCAUCACUACACUAGAGGAGCAGCACCAGAGGGAUGAGGAGGAGAUCGCGUCCUUGCGGGAGGAGCUGGAGAACCUUAACUUUCAGAUCACUGACCUGCAGAGGGACAUCGAGGGCAGCAGAAUGAGAGAGGCAGAGCUUCUGGGCUUCACUGAAAAGCUGACCAGUAAAAAUGCUCAGCUGCAGUCAGAGAGCAACAGCUUACAGGCUCAGCUGGACAGACUAACCAACAGUUCCAGAGAACUGAAGGGCAAACUAGAGGACACGGAGAGAUCCCUCGCAGAGAUGACAGACAGACUGAAGAAGGAGGAGCAGCAGAGGCAGGAGGAGGUGCACGUGCUGCAGACAGAGAGAACAUCGCUGCAGGCCGAGAUGUCGCAACUGAAGACGCGUGUGGAGGAGCUGCGAGACGACCUAGUCACACAGAAGAGAAAACAGGCAGCCAACAUCAAAGACCUCACUAAGCAGCUGACGCAGGCUCGUAAGAAGCUGGAGCAGGUGGAGAAUGGAGGUUGUGAUCGAGAAGGCAGCAGUAUGGGCAGUCGCUCUAGUUCCUCAGGCUCUCUGAACGCACGCGGCAGCAGUAUGGAUGAUCGGUCUCCAGAGAAUCAGUCCGGUUCAUCUGUGGUGGUGGUGGACAGCUUCCCUGAGGUGGACAAAGCUGUGCUGGUGGAGCGCAUUGUGCGGCUGCAGAAAGCACACGCACGCAAGAACGAGAAGAUUGAAUUCAUGGAGGAUCACAUUAAACAGCUGGUGGAGGAGAUCAGGAAAAAGACAAAGAUUAUUCAAAGUUAUGUGCUGAGAGAAGAGUCUGGAGCCCUGUCUUCCGAAGCCUCGGACUUUAACAAAGCCAAUCUCAGCCGGAGAGGAGGCAUCAUGGCUUCGCUAUAUACCUCCCAUCCCGCUGACAGCGGCCUCACCUUCGACCUUUCGCUGGAAAUUAACCGCAAACUGCAGGCGGUGCUGGAGGACACGCUGCUCAAGAACAUCACACUGAAGGAGAAUCUCCAGACGCUGGGCUCAGAAAUCGAACGACUAAUUAAACAACAAAGGGUGCCAGGGGAAUCCGGGAGGAAGUGAUGUCACUGAUGGGAAGGUUAUUAACGUAAAUAAGACGUUCAGCGGGACGAGCCGGUUCUGAAUCAGAACUGAGUUCGGUCUGAACGAUACACUGGAGGCACGGUCCUUAGGACUCAACUGAGCCACACACCGAGAACUAUUACAGCAAACGAAUGGAAUCAGAAAAGAAAUUACGUCAUGUUUCUCAACGUGCCCAACGUCCAGCCUUCCUUUAUUUUUCUUAACCUGACUGAUGUUUGAUUCUCUCUUAGCAUCUCUUUUGGAGCUCUGUGCAAUGUAGCCACCUCAUUUGUGCACACCAAGCUCUAUCCAAAACAGAGCACAAUCCUAAAUCCAAGACCGAAGUGUAUAAAGUUGGGUUGGUGAAUGAAUAUUAUUAUAAAUGUGGCUCCUUUUGAUUAACAAAAUGUGCUGGACUAAUGGAGAUCUGCUAAACUCAUUGAAUUCUGCAUCUCUUUCAAAGGACAAAAUGCAUCUUUGUUUCUAUUCACCGCACCGCAGGUUAAUGGCCAUUGCUCGCCGCUCUCUCUUAUCCAUCGUAAGAACGUGCCAAUUAAUGAAUGUAUUAUGUAACGAGAAGGAUCUGAGCGUGUAGUGCCACAGGUUCUGACCCAGGAGUGUGGGCACCAUUUCCCAUUCGCACCGCUGCUAGGUUACGGCUGUACCCAGAUAACAUUAUCUCUGCACCGGCCUUGCAAAGCACUUAAGCAAGAAGAGCCGUGCCAAGAAAUACAACUUUCCCUCUGUCCCAUAUUAAACAUGUCAUGAAGCUGAACACGUUCUAUAGAAUGCAUAACCACAUCUUAGAAAUGUCAAGACGUCUAGGGCUGGACUUAAGUAAGCUUUGCUGUUUUAUUUUUUUCCUAUCUGGAUUAAGUUGCAGUUAAAUAUUUUAUUUUGUUCAUUUCUCCUCUGCUUAUCCACUUCUACCUCUGCUUAUUUGCUUUUUGCAGGAACAAGCUUGUGAUUAUUUUUAGCGUUCCUUUUUUAUUAAUGUGUAUGAAGUUUUGAUGCCGCUUUCAAAGAGGCUGUUGCUUGUUUUGUCGCUCCCCACAGAGAUGAGUGUAAGAACCCGGGGAAAUGAAGAAGACAUUGUAAAUACUAAAGGGCAAAAGUGCAAUUUUACCGCCCUCUUUUUUUUAUUUGAAAAUUACAAAGCUGCAGCUCUCCCCGUCGAACUCCCACCCAAAUGUUCCCAGUUAACAUUCAGUCCCUCUGUGAUGUAACCACACGGUACGCUGAAUCCUUUGAAUUGUGCCCGAGCCAUCAGCGCUCUCCUUCCAUUCCGCCUUGUGAGGGUUCAAGAUGAAGAAUCGUCUCAUUGGAUGCCUCUGGUGGAUUUUCCUUGCUCACCUUAAAUUUGUAACAAGCUUGUUGAAGGCAGCAGUGCAAAUGAUUGGCAGAUUUCACUCGGCUUGCAAACAUUGCAGUGCUGUUCUCUGGUCUUCUGGGCUUUCUCCUUUCCCUGUUGAAAGUGAAGUCAUAGCCAUUCACUGUGAUAAAGAGUUAUUAACUUGGCAUACUAAAGUCAGCAAAAUAGCUUGUCAAGGUCAUAUCAGCUGUUUCGACGUUCAGAGACUCCCAGUUCCCAAACACGCUGCAGACAUUCCGUCAUGAAGUAUGAAAGAAAUUAUGGAAUGCUUAGAGAAAAAAACAAGCAUUUACCUUAAUAUCAAAAUGAAGACUCUAAUCUGUUGAUAAUUUAUCAAUGUUCUAUACAUAAUUUAUUUAAUGUCAUGAUUUAUGAUAAGAUCUCUUGUAUGUAUGUCUGUAUGUAUGUGUACGGUGAAUUGAAACUGGUGAGAAAAAAUGAUACUGUUUCUGUUUUCUUAUCCGUGCUCUGCUUGACUGUAUAGUGAGUGAAACUGUGAUUAUGAAAUUGUAGAUAUAUUGUAAAAUGGUCCAAUGUUUUUAAAACUAUGAAUCUUGAUUCUUCUGUAUAUACUGUAUGGCAUUUCAGGGGGAUUAAAAUGGAAAUACUACAAUCACUGA
Triplophysa rosa is the source of this 5074-nucleotide messenger RNA. RefSeq names its product coiled-coil domain-containing protein 186 (gene ccdc186). Gene Ontology annotation, biological process: vesicle cytoskeletal trafficking. The coding region runs from base 155 to 3082 and encodes 975 amino acids. Gene Ontology annotation, molecular function: small GTPase binding. Gene Ontology annotation, cellular component: trans-Golgi network. The transcript has 16 exons. NCBI's taxonomy places the organism in Eukaryota, Metazoa, Chordata, Actinopteri, Cypriniformes, Nemacheilidae. The record is from RefSeq and is a predicted model, not a curated record.